Molecule: messenger RNA, 5604 nt
Organism: Rhododendron vialii
Lineage: Eukaryota; Viridiplantae; Streptophyta; Magnoliopsida; Ericales; Ericaceae
Product: homeobox protein ATH1
Exons: 4
Coding region: 3594-5291 (565 amino acids)
Biological process (GO): regulation of transcription by RNA polymerase II
Molecular function (GO): DNA-binding transcription factor activity, RNA polymerase II-specific; RNA polymerase II cis-regulatory region sequence-specific DNA binding
Source: RefSeq, a predicted model, not a curated record
UCUUCGCCCACUCCUCACUCUUUCAAAACUGGACUCUCUCUCUCUCUCUCUCUCUCUCUCUCUCUUAUAGAACACUACUGAGUCUACUGUCGUAAACAGUACCACUCUUGUCUUUCUCACAUCCGAGUUGCCCCAACCCCAUAGUUGUAAUCGUGGAGGGACAAAAGUAAUUGUUCUGGUUACCCUCUUUAACUCUUCCUUCUCAUCACAUUACCAAGGUGGCUUAAAAUAGGUAAAAAGUAAAGGCCUUUUUCCUUCCUUCUCUCAGCAAAACAUAGACCCUGCCAUGAACAGAAGUUUCAACAGAGGGAAUCCCUAUAUCUUGAUUGCGAUGAUUACACAAAAGCAGGUAUUGAUGAGAGAUAGGGUAGAGGAGGAGGAGGAGGAGGAGGACAAAGGAAGAUCAUCAGUCAGAGAUGAGAGAGAAAAGGAGGUGUAGGGAUGGGCCCUCCUCCAAAGCCUGCAACAGAAAUGAGUGGCACUGCACCAAGGAGUAAUACUACCUUGCCAUUGUGUCCUUGUUUUUAUUAGGGGAUUGAUUUUUGCACCUCUUAAAUUGUUAAUCUUAUUCUCAAGAAAGGUGCAAAAAUCAGUAUGAAGUUAAUUUUUUUACUCUUCAAAUUAAAUUGUAACUUCGAGGAAUACUAAAAUCAACAUGGAGCUGAGUUUGGCACUGUGAGGUGUGAUUAACAAUUUGGGAUGCCAAAAUUACUCCACUUUUAAUACUUGCCUUUCUGAAUCUACGUACAUGUCCUUGUUUUUACCAUUGUGUGGCUGUUCUUCUCUCUCUAUCUUCAAUUUAACUCAUGGGUCCAUAUAAUCAUCCCUCUACCUCCCUGCAAAGAGCCCCUUUUUUCUUGAGACUCUUUAUUGCUUUUAAUGGGUUCUCUGAACUGGGUUGUGCUUUAUUUACAAGACCCAUUUGUGUGUCUUUAAGAUCUUGUGCAUGGAGUGAGACAGAGAUAAAAGAGGCAGAGGUCAUGAUUCUUCAUGGGGGUCUGAAACUCUGAACUUCAGUUUCUUGGGCUUUGGGUUCUUGAAAAGAAUCCCAAAUCUUUUGCCCUUAUGAAGAAAAUGACCCACUUUUUGUAGUAUCGGCCUUUUCACCUUGUUCCUUUUGUUAAAGAAAGAAACACAGCCCCCUUUUUGCAAUGUUGGAGGAGAAAGGAAAACGAAUGCUUUCUUAAAUUUAUCAAGUUUGAAACUGCCUUUGUUUGCUUCUGGUUCUCUGAGAAAAACCACAUGUAAUUUGAAACUAUAUGAAAGCAAGCCACUCUUUCUUUUGAUGGUACCCCUCUUUUGAAUACUUGGAAGAUCCACCAAAAGUUUUGUUUGGCAAAAUCCAAGAAAUCUGCAUAAACCUUAUUGGUUGUACUCUUUUGGCUUGGUGGAGGAAGCUGCAGUUCAGACAUUGGUUUGUUGGUGGGUGAUAGAUAUCUCAUUUGCAAAUGAGUCAAGGUUGGUUACUUUGUCAUGUUUCCCUUUUGCUGUUUUCUAAUGUUAUUGAUUAAAAAAAACAUAUAUCUGUUAGUGCCCAUAACAAAAAAUGAUGUUUUAGACUCUCAUAUGUUGUUUUGUGAUAGUAUAUUUCUCAGCCUUAGUGGUGACAGUUGUGGGCAGGUGAGCCUCUCUCCCCAGAGUCCUUGUUCCUAUGUCCCCAAUGAACUCCCAUCCCAUAUUGUUGUGUUGUGAAUGCAUUGUUCUAUGGAGACAAAGGUUUUUGGGAACAAAGGAUCGUUGGCCCAAAUUAUUUUUCUUUCUCUCUUUCUGUGUCUUGUUAAGAAGAAUUUUCACUACGAUAUCCCCUACCCUUGGCCCAAGUUAUGAAUGACCUUUAUUUUUAUUGUUUUUUAUACGAAAGUAUAAAAAACACAUUUUCUAAUACGUUUUUAACACUUUUCAAGGUUCUUUAACACUAGAAAACUGUGUUUUUUUUUUUGCCAUGUUCGUGACUUAUUGACAGUCCAUUUUCUUGUGUAAUAAAGUCCUGUUUUUGAAUACCUGAUAAAAGAUGAAGAAGACCGACCGCAAUUAAUUGAGACAUUCGGGGUUUGGUUUGGGUUGCUAUGGUUUUGGAGCAAAAAUCUGUAGCAGUAGCAGUAGUAGUUGGUGCUCAAUAUGGCCUGCCAAAUGUAGCAGUAGCAGUAGUAGUUGGUGCUCAAUAUGGCCAAAAUUAUAUCUGUAGCAGUAGCAGUAGUAGCAGCAGCGAAAAUUAUAUCUGUAAUUUCAGCAGUAGCAAUAGUAGUUGGUGCUCAAUAUGGCCAAAAUUAUAUCUGUAGCAGUAGCAGUAGUAGUUGGUGCUCAACAUGGCCUGCCAAAUGUUCUAAUGCAGCGGCCAAAAUUGUUUUUGUAAUUUGAACUUUAAUCAGGUGCCUCUCACAAAAAAGAAGAAGCAGGUGGUAAGAAAGCGGAGGGUCCGGUCCAUGAAGUAAUAUAUCAACUAUAUGAUGCACCUUUAUGCAUGUGCUUGGCUAAUGGAGAUUGUGUUCACUUCCUUACCUACUUUCCCUGUGGAUUCUACUGCAUAGUAGCAUUUUCUCAAUAUAUUCAUCAAAUUCAUGUUGCCUUUUGAAUAUGUACUCCUGUCCCCUUCAAUUUUAUGCAAUUUGGGUGUUCUGCUCUUAGUUUUUUUUUUUUUUUUUUUGACAUGGGUUCUGCUCUUAGUGAAUAUGUACUCAUGUCCCCUUCAAUUUUAUGCAAUUUGGGUGUUCUGCUCUUAGUUUUUUAUUUUUGACAUGGGUUCUGCUCUUAGUUCAGUCAUUUGUCUGACAGGGACAAUUGAUAGUAUACCUGUUCCACGUUGGAUGCAUGUUAGCAGUUUUCUUGUCAUGUAUAGUUUCCAGCUGAAAGACACAGUAUUAUGCUACCAAUCUUGAUUCGCAAUUCUUAGCUAACAUUGUUGGUACUUUUGAUUUCAAUACAAGAUUUUUCUGACUUCAAAAGUGAGCUUGACAUGUGAAUGCAUGUGACUUCAAAAGUGAGCUUGAUAAAUUCAAUGCAAUGUAUGCAAGUUUCCUUCUUAGUUGCUCGCCAGUAGGCGCACGAUGAUUCAUGUCAUAUUACUUGUGGAGAACUUUCUUUAGAGUUGUUCUACUUGGACAUAUAUUAAUGUGUGGCUAUGAGAUAGCUUGAUACAUAUCGUUGGGCUCAUUUCCUAUCAUCUCAUUCUUUAUGGAUAAUUGGCAAUCCAAUGAUUCCAAUCGUGUAACUAUUCUGAUUCCAAGAGGUCUCGCUUUCAAAUCGUGUUGAGUCGCUAUCUCUGUCUUUGUGCACUUUGUUAGUCUGUGUUUGUUCAUCAUGUUCAACUGUCCCUGGAUGUCCAAGACGGGGUUGCAUGUGAGGGAGAAUGUUAGGUUGCUUGUUAUAGCUAUUGGGCUCAUUUAUUGGCAACUUGAGCCUUUGGAUUGUUGGUCCCAUUUUCUUUUGGUAUUAGCUUAGGCAUUUGAAAUGCUUGGUGAUCUGACAUAUGUGUUUACUAAUGCCAGUUUCCAGUUUGUGGUAGUUUUUCCUAACAUGCAACUGGCUUAAUAUUGUUUGACAGAUCUCCCAUAUACAUAGAGACUUGGCAAUGAUUUAGAGGUUACUCAUGCAUAAUGCACUUUGAUUCCCUAGCUUCAUCCUCUAACAUAACACAGGAUGAUGCAUUGAAUGUACAAUCAGAUAUGGGCGACCAGAACACUAUGUUGGAUGGAAUGUUCUCGCAUAUUACUUCGCUGUCCUCUGCUCAGUCCGGUGCACUCCACCAAAACAACCAAAGGCUAAUCAUGUCUGAAUUACCUGCACUUGCUAUGCUAGAAGGUGAACCCAUGAUAAAUUUUUAUGGUGGUUCCGACUCAUCAAUCCCCAUUUCGAAUCCUUCAUGUCCAGUCGAGAACACUCAGUUUCAGGAAGGACUCGUAAGUGGAAUUUCCGUUUCAUCAGAAUUUGGAAAUUCUGCACCUUCACCAUAUCCGCUGGAGAUUUUGAGAGCUACUAUGCCAAAUGACUUCUCUGCUGCACUAAAUUCUGCAUUCACAGCCUCAGUGAAUUAUGGAUAUGGUGAAAUGAUUGGUGGUACGAACAGUAAAUGGACUUCCGACAAGUUUCUUGACUGUCCAGAGCUUUAUGGAAAAGUCACUGGAAGAACUGGGAUUCCAUCCUUUCCAUUCAUGGGAAACACGGAUACUGAUGGGUGGAUUUCCUCAGAAAAUACAAGUAUGAGCCCCGCUAAUCCUUCUGGCUCCUCCAAUUUUAAUAAUGAGCUGUCCCUCAGUCUUGCCACGUGCCAGCCUUCUUUUAUUCAUGGAACAUGUAUUCAGGAUCAAUGCUCUGAAAUAAGCAGUAGCGGUGUUACGCACCGUUCUUUGAAUGGAAAACAGUUGGGUUCGGAAACAUCUUGCAAAAGUAAGAAUCUUUCCCUCAGUUUCAAUUCUUGUAGACCAGUCCAGCUUCAGCAGUUUUUCUCCAGUUCUGGAUACCUUCGUGUGAUUCAAGAAAUACUUUCGGAGAUUGCCAGUUAUUCACUUGAAAGUUUAGUUCACGAGAACUAUUCCACGAGUGGGAUCGAGGGUGGGGCAAAAUAUACUCUUUCUUCAAGUCGCCAUGCUGCUGACAGAGGCUAUGGUGCAAUCGGUUAUGAUGAUUUUUCUGAUGGAAAUGCUAGAUUUGAGGUUCAAAUGGGCCUUGUUGAAGCGAAGAAGAAGAAGUUGUUGGAUCUACUUGAAUUGGUUGACGAACGGUACAAUCAAUGCGUGGAUGAAAUUCAUACUGUAAUAUCUGCAUUCCAUGCUGCAACCGAGUUGGAUCCUCACAGACAUCCUCGUUUUGCUUUGCAAACAAUCUCGUCCUUGUACAAGAACCUGAGGGAGAGAAUUAGCUCCCAAAUCCUUAAAAUGGGAGCAUCUUGUAACAAAGGAAACAGUAGGGAAGAAGAUAGGACCUUUGAGACAUCCUUCAUCCAGAAGCGAUGGGCUCUCCAGCAGCUCCAAAGAAAAGACCAUCAAUUCUGGAGGCCCCAGAGGGGCUUGCCAGAAAGAUCUGUAUCUGUUUUACGGGCAUGGAUGUUUCAGAAUUUUCUUCACCCGUACCCUAAAGAUGCAGAGAAGCACUUGCUUGCAGUGAGAAGUGGAUUGACAAGGAGCCAGGUGUCCAAUUGGUUUAUAAACGCUCGAGUUCGUCUUUGGAAGCCAAUGAUAGAUGAGAUGUACGCAGAGAUGAACAGGAGAAAAGGUUGGAGGAAUGUUGAAGACACGGAUCACGGGAUCCAUGUAAACCACAUGAGCAUCAAACCUAGAGGAUUUGGCAUGAAGUGACCAGUGGAAAGAGGUAGAUACAUGGAAAUAUAUGGGAUUAAACAUUUCUUGAUCAUUCCAUAGGAACCAGUACAUGCAAAAGCAUGGUUUCGAUCAUAUAUGAUGCUCUCUCUCUCUCUCUCUCUCUCUAGCUAAAAAUCUGUUGGUACGUUAAUCAGCUGAAAAAUUCAUUUAAAGUUAUCAGUAAUUACACACUUGUGUAGUGUGUUUUUCUGAGUGGUAACAUAGAUACCAGUAAGGCUACGUUCGCAUCUUGGAUUUUUGGGAGAAUUUAUCUUGAGAAAUAAAAAUGAUAGGAAAGCCUUUUUGGUAA